CCGCCGCUUGCUUCUAAUGUAAGCCUUUUUUCCUACAUAUUUGGUGUUGUUUAUUGUACGUUGGGUAUUGUGAUCUGGGUUAGAAGCGUUUCGAAUGUGUAUGCUGUUUGUUUGUUGUGGUUUUAACCCUGGGGCAUUGAGAGCCGCAAGCCAAGUUGGAACCUCGAUUCAACGGCCUAUCACGUCUCGAGUCCCUCCAUCUGUACCGAGUUACACCGCACGGCCCUUGACGACAUCACAACAGUUCUCUUCACCGCAGAGGAGCGGUCUCCCUUCAUCCCGGCGGACGAGCGUUCUCCUAUAUUGCUUUAUCAUAUCCAUUCCUUCACCGCAACCAGACACCGCACCUUCGAUGUCAUCUUCUGGCAUAUGGCUCCUGCCAAAGGACACAGGGGUCCCCGUUCCCUCAUGUCUCCAGCACGGUCUAAGCGAUACCCUGCAUGAAUCUCACGCCAGAACCACAUCGGCGAAACCUUCCCUCUCUUCCAGCAGUGGGAUAUCUGUCGAGAGAUGCCUCUGCCCGCCGCCGAUCGGCGACCGAUCGACAACGGUACCAGCCGCCGUGCUGGCACCGAUCAAGGGUCUCCUCACGUCUUCCUUCUCCUUCCCUCACAUUCCGGGAUCCGAGAAACCCUGGCGUUGGGUUUGAGAUUGACGUGACGGUGUGUGUCGUUUCGCUUGGUUGUUGACGCAGGGGGGGGGAACAUCCCAACCAGAACCCUGCGUGCAGUCACUGGUGAGUGACAAGGAAUCCCCCCCCCCCCCCUUUUUUUUUUCUUCCACACACCGCGGGCUACGUGGACGGGCCGGCACCACGACAAGCAUCGCCCGGAAGCAAGAAGCUCUCGUCCGCGGCAUGCGGUGACGCCCGAGGGACGCAUGCAACACGCCCAGUCCAGGUCCAGAAUGCUGCUGCUGCUGCAGGUCCUGCCCUCGCCCUUCACCCCCCUUCCCCCAACCCCCAACCCCCCCUCCCCUUUCCGACUUGCGGUCUACCU
Molecule: messenger RNA, 998 nt
Organism: Chaetomium fimeti
Lineage: Eukaryota; Fungi; Ascomycota; Sordariomycetes; Sordariales; Chaetomiaceae
Exons: 2
Coding region: 95-649 (184 amino acids)
Source: RefSeq, a predicted model, not a curated record